Messenger RNA from Plectropomus leopardus (leopard coralgrouper), 3009 nucleotides. It is a transcript of the gene mynn, whose product is annotated as myoneurin. The record is from RefSeq and is a predicted model, not a curated record. Gene Ontology annotation, cellular component: nucleus. Gene Ontology annotation, biological process: regulation of transcription by RNA polymerase II. Lineage: Eukaryota; Metazoa; Chordata; Actinopteri; Perciformes; Serranidae. Gene Ontology annotation, molecular function: DNA-binding transcription factor activity, RNA polymerase II-specific; protein binding.
CGUCUCAGUUUUCUGUUUUUUAUUCUUAAUUAUCUCGGACACAAAAAGCUACAAUUUAAAGAGGAGGAGAAGUUGGCACACCGCUGAGAUUAAAAUUCUUCAUUUUAAGAAUCAAAGACGUGAAGAGGACAAACUUCUGACACCCUGAUUUUGGAUUUUCAACAGCGGCAGCAGAGAUGGCGAACGUCACCAACCACGGGAAGCUGCUGUUGCAGCGCUUACAUCAGCAGCGGGAGAUGGACUUCCUGUGUGACAUCACCAUCAUGGUGAGAGACGUGGAGUUCAGAGCUCACCGCAACAUCCUCGCUGCCUUCAGCAAGUACUUCUCCUCCCAGGCCGAGAAGGGUCAGGACGUGACGACCCUGGACCCCGAAAAGGUCAGCCGCUACGCUCUGGAGAAGCUUCUGGAGUUCAUCUACACCGGACAGAUGAACCUCAGCAGCACCAGACAAGCAGCGGUGCGUCGAGCCGCCGUGUUCCUGGGAAUAUCCGAGGCCACCAAGUUCCUGGAGGAGUCGCCCCACUGGUCCGAGCUCAGCGAAACGUCCCAGUCGGAGCUGGACAAGGAAGCCGGCGCGUCUCCUCGGAGUCCGGCGUCCCCGGGCAGCCCCAGCUCACCUGUCCCUCUGUCCAUCGCCUCCCUGGCGGGGGAGUGGCAGGAGGAGGGGGCGGCCGGCAAGGAGCAGGGCGACGAGGGCAAAGACGCCGACGUGGAAGAGAAAAGCGACGAGGAGUACACGCCGAGGAGCUUCGGAAGAGGACAGGGGAGGAAGAGGGGCAGGAGGCCCAAGAGUUUGGGUGGCGAGGUGGCGGAGGCGAGCAGCUCGGGUGACGGCACCCCCAAAACCCAGAGCUACAGGGGGAGGGGGAGAGGCAGAGGGAGAGGCCGGGGGAGAGGACGAGGGCGAGGACGAGGCGGAUUCAAGAGUGAGGAAGUGUUUUGGGAAGAUUCUGACGGCAGCGAGAAGGACUUCCUGGACAACUCCGACGAAUGGAGUCCCUCUCAGGAGGACGAGUCUCCGGCCAAGAAACCACGCCUGAGCGGCGGAGAGGGACGGAGAGGGCGAGGCCGGCCGAGGGGGAGAGGCAGAGGGAGAGGCCGCGGGCGGGGCAGGAGGAAGACCUCGGAGGAGAUACGGGAGGAGCUGGGCAUCAUGGCGACCGAAUACGACGACUUGGGGAUGGCGCUGGAGGCCGGCGAGCAGGAUCCGUCGGAAAUGGACGAGAUGACGCUGUCGUGCUCCCAGUGCAACAAACUGUUCAAAGACGUGAGCAGCCUGCGCAGACACGAGAAGAUCCACGAGGGGCUGAAGCCGUUUGUCUGCAUCUUCUGCUCCAAAACCUUCAGACAGGCGACGCAGCUGAAAACACACCUGCGGAUACACACAGGCGAGAAGCCGUUUAACUGCUCCGACUGCGAGAAGUGUUUUGCUCAGAAGUGUCAGCUGGUCGCUCACCGCCGGAUGCACCACGGAGAGGAGAAGCCUUACACCUGCGAGCGCUGCGGCUUCAAGUUCGCUACCUCGUCCAACUACAAGAUCCACAUCAGACUGCACAGCGGGGAGAAACCGUACGUGUGCGACAUCUGCGGUCAGGCGUUCGCUCAGUCCAGCACGCUGACCUAUCACAAGCGGCGACACACCGGAGAGAAGCCGUACCAGUGUGAUCUGUGCGGCAUGUCGUUCUCCGUCUCUUCGUCUCUCAUCGCGCACGCACGAAAACACACAGGUGAGACCCCGUACAAAUGUCCACAGACGAAAUGUGACUCAAAGUUUGUGACGUCUUCCGAACUGAAGAAACACAUGAGGCGACUUCACCCAGAGGGGAACACAGGUGUGCAGUGUCUGCUGUGUGGAAACAGGUUUGCCAACGUGAAGAACAUGAUCAAACACCAGGAGAAAGCUCACGCUGAUGAAGUGCGGCAACACAAGGAGAGAGCCAGAGCAGUCGUCCUCCUGGCCUCCAGUCAUCCCGUGGCUUUUGUCCAGAGCAAACUCACGGAGGAAAACAAAGGCCUGUCCUCCAUCCCCGAAGGCGAGCCAACCAACCCUGAACCAGCCACCCCAAACCCCAAAGCCGCGGACCCGUCGGCGGUCGUCGCCUCUGAAGACGACGCCACCACCACCGCCGCCAUCAUGCAGGACUUCAAGGCCGAACCCGCUCACCCCGCCAUCACCGCCACCGCCGCAACCAACGACCAGGUGACCUUUGACACCGACCAGGAGCAGACCAUCAACUCGGACACCCUCCACGCUCUGGUGGAGCAGCUGAGGCCGCCGCCCUCCCCCGCCCAGAGCCUGGAGCAGAUCGUCAUCAUCAGGACGGUGGACAACGGCGAGCACAACGCUCCUCAGCAGUGAGGCCGUGUCUCACGGUCACCUUCAGGCGUUUAUCCGCGUAACACAGACUGUGACGGAGCAUUUAAACCGCUGAGAGUGCGCGUAGCAUCGCCGCCGCAGAGAAACGCGCUCUCCGCUCUGCAUUUCUUCUUCCGGUGUAAAAACAAACGUGGUCAUCCAUUUUGGCUCUGUGUGUCAAACUUCACCAGCGGCUUAAACUCCACCACUUUACCAAAAAAACUUGAAUUUACCAACAUUUUCGUGCGGCUGCAGUUCUGUCUGGACGAAUAAUCUCACGUAAAGAAACGACUCUGGCGUCUUUUAACAGAAACCGUAGUUUGUGGGAGCGGAUGUGAUUUUUUAUGGCUGAUGCUCCACCUUCAGUGGCGUGAUGUUGGCUUCGUUCAUGUAAACACAGCCCAGGUCUUUGUUUCACUGUAAAACUGUUUGUUGUUUUAAAGCAGCUGUUUUAGUGUUUGUGCUUCUAGGUUGAAAAAACGUUAUAUUUCCAUCGACAACAAGUAGCUGUUUAAUUUGUUUUUCUUUUUUUUUCUUUUUUAAUUUUAAAAAAACAUCUGUGUUACUUGUACAGAAACGUGAGUUACAUAUACGAGUUCACUGCUGUAUAAAAACUGUACAACUGGACAAUAAAAUGAAAAACAAAAAGGGA